GAAAAUUAUGAUAAUUCUAAAUCAAAUUGCAAACUCCAAUAUGGAUAAAUCUCAUCGAUAAGCUGAGUUACUUUUCUUUUAUCGUUGAUUAAAAUUUAAAUAAUUCUUUAAUUUUGCUCUUCAGUAGCGUUUGAAAAUGGCUUUGCCCCGUAUGAUUAACGGGAUGUUGCGCACCAAAGCUAUUUAUUCAGUAUCUAGUAGGAGUGUAGUAUCACACGAACCCUGGAAGCCCGGUCCAUAUCCAAAAACCGAAGAAGAACGACUUGCUGCUGCAAAAAAGUAUGGCCUGCUACCAGAAGAGUAUGCACCACAUCCAGAUGAUGGUUUAGGUUUUGGUGACUACCCAAAGUUACCAGAUAUUGGCCAGGAUUCCAAAAGUGAAUAUUAUCCAUGGGACUGCCCCGAACAUAAUAGAAACUUUGGUGAGAUAAUGCACGUUCAUGCUGACAUGUGGGGUUCAGACAAGGGCGACCCAAAUUAUAGACAAAAAGCUAGAUAUCCUGACUGGCAGAGAGUAUUGUCAUUUUUUGUUGCAGUUUUUGGAAUAAGUGGAUUGAUGAUUACAGGAGAUUAUUGGUGUAAACGAUAUAGUCCAUUUAUGCCUAAACAAUGGCCUCAAGACAAUGUUAAAUAUUAUACUUAUUCAGAUAAAUAUUUUUGAAUAUUGAUUAUAAUAAAGUUAUUUCUGUGUAGUAGCUGACACUUAAAAUUAAUUUUUAAGCUUGUUUGUUGAAUAAAAUAUGUAUGAAAUCAAAUUUUUAGUUUAAUAAUCAAUUUAAUUCAACUACUCAUUCAAUUGGUAGAAUUUAAUAACUGUAUAUUCAAAGGUAAAUGAGAAUUUAUAAAUAUUUUAUAUUUAUUAUGAACAGUAAACUGUGAUUGUAAUUUCUUAUAAUAAACUAAAGAACAUUUGGUAUUGUA
Messenger RNA from Aphis gossypii (cotton aphid), 921 nucleotides. RefSeq names its product NADH dehydrogenase [ubiquinone] 1 beta subcomplex subunit 8, mitochondrial (gene ND-ASHI). The transcript has 2 exons. The record is from RefSeq and is a predicted model, not a curated record. Gene Ontology annotation, cellular component: mitochondrion. Bases 137 to 661 code for a protein of 174 amino acids. NCBI's taxonomy places the organism in Eukaryota, Metazoa, Arthropoda, Insecta, Hemiptera, Aphididae.